UCUGUCUCACUCUUUGGAGAUGGCGGGUGAAAUCACGGAGACUGGGGAGCUCUAUUCUCCUUAUGUUGGCCUGGUGUACAUGUUCAACCUCAUCGUGGGCACAGGCGCACUCACCAUGCCCAAGGCCUUUGCCACUGCUGGGUGGCUUGUCAGCCUCAUCCUGCUGGUCUUCCUGGGCUUCAUGAGCUUUGUGACAACCACCUUUGUGAUGGAGGCCAUGGCUGCAGCCAAUGCCCACCUCCGCUGGAAGAGGAUAGAGACCCACAAGGAAGAGGACGAUGAAGAUUCGUCCACAGCCUCAGACAGUGACAUCCUCACCCAAGACAACUAUGAGCGGGCAGAGAAACGGCCCAUCCUGUGUGUGCAGAGACGCUCAUCAGCCAACCUUUUUGAAAUCACAGACCGGGUGGAAAUGGGACAGAUGGCUUCCAUGUUCUUCAACAAAGUGGGAGUCAACUUGUUCUAUUUCUGCAUCAUUAUUUACCUGUAUGGAGACCUCGCCAUCUACGCUGCCGCUGUGCCCUUCUCCCUCAUGCAGGUGACCUGCAGCAUCUCUGGAAAUGACUCCUGCGGCGUGGACGCAGACGUCAAAUACAACGACACCGAUCUAUGCUGGGGCCCCCUGCGCCGGGUGGAUGCCUACCGAAUCUAUCUGGCUGUCUUCACCCUCCUCCUUGGUCCUUUCACCUUCUUCGACGUACAGAAGACAAAGUACCUGCAGAUCUUGACCUCCCUCAUGAGAUGGAUAGCGUUUGCCAUCAUGAUUGUGCUGGCCCUGGUGCGCAUCGGGGACAAGCAAGGAGAGGGGCACCCACCCCUAGCCAACUUCUCGGGGAUCCGGAACUUGUUUGGGGUAUGUGUCUACUCCUUCAUGUGCCAGCACUCCCUGCCAUCCCUCAUCGCCCCCAUCUCCUCCAAGCGCCACAUCACACGCCUGGUGUUCCUGGACUACGCGUUGAUCCUGGCCUUCUAUGGACUUCUCUCUUUCACGGCCAUCUUCUGCUUCCGUGGUGACAGCCUGAUGGACAUGUACACCCUCAAUUUUGCGAGGUGUGACAUCGUGGGCCUUGUAGCCGUCCGAUUCUUUCUGGGCCUCUUCCCUGUGUUUACCAUCAGCACCAACUUCCCCAUCAUUGCGGUGACCCUGCGCAACAACUGGAAAACACUCUUUCACCGUGAGGGUGGCAUGUACCCAUGGGUGGUAGACCGUGUGGUGUUCCCCACCAUCACCCUGGUGCCCCCCAUUCUGGUGGCCUUCUGCACCCAUGACCUGGAGUCCCUGGUGGGCAUCACCGGAGCCUACGCAGGCACUGGCAUUCAGUAUGUCAUCCCUGCCUUCCUGGUGUACCUCUGCCGCAAGGACACCCAUCUGGCUUUCGGCUACGGAACUGUCAACAAGCACAGGUCCCCAUUCCGCCAUACCUUCUGGGUGGCCUUUGUGCUGCUAUGGGCUUUCUUCUGUUUCUUCUUUGUCACAGCCAACAUUGUCCUCAGUGAGACCCAGCUCUGACAGCAGGAUGUGCGUGACAACAGUAGGCUGGGACAGCCCGGCUCCAGCCUCCCUGCGUGAGAUUUGCUGCCACCCAGGUCUAUAGGAGCACGCGAGGCUGGGGAUCUUGGCCCCACCCUGGACUUCACCCUGCAGGACAACCCUCCUGCCUGGGAACAUGGUUGUUACACGCGUUCCUCCACUCCUGCCACCGGAGGCUGGCUCCCUCCUCUGUGCCGUGGAGGAGACAGUGCCAGCACUGCUGCUAUUUAUACUAGACCCCGUGCCCUGUCCUGCAUCCUUGACCGUCCACUAGCAGCUGCUGCCUCUUCAAAGGCAAAUCCCAGGCGCUGGCUCUCCUAACCUGGCCUGCUUGAGAUGGGCAGGGCCCACUUUCCUGCCAGUCCUGAUGGUUGCUAAGUUUUUCUCUUAUGGGAGGCCUGGCCAGCUCUAGUGACAAGGACAGGAAGUGCUAAUUGGCACCAGGGUCCCUGACAAGAGCCAUGAGAGCUUUUGCUGUGGGUGCCAGCUCUGUUGCAGCAGGCGGAUACAGCAAUCCCUCCACAGGGUUUAAAGCCCUUUGCUUAGGUCCCUGAAAGAGACCCUCUAUCCCCUGGCUUCUCCUUUGGAGCCCAGGGGCCCCCUGAAGUGCAGGGUACCACUUGAGAAGCUGCCCUCAUCACCCCACCCACACCCAUAGUGGCUGCCUGCCCUGGGCUUACAGCAGGGAGACCUCUGCAAAAGGUCAGGCUGGUAGUAUGCAGCCUAGCUUGCUCCCGUACUGCAUUGCAACACUAAGGCGGUGCCCUUAGGAGCCUGAUCCUGGGUGCUCAGUGGCCACAAUCUCCAGAUCCGUGGCUACCAUGGGGUUACAAGGAGUGCCUGCCACCAUUCCUGUGGAAGGAGCCAGGCUCCCUGCUGCCUCCCAUUCAGUCAGGCAUGCACCCACUAGGCCCAAGGCCUUGGAACGGUGAGUGAUUAAUGAAUUGCAUUUUUGAUGUGCCUUCUGCUUUGGGCGCCAGGAACCCCUCCUGAUCCUGACUUGCCCCAAUCCUGGGCCUGGUCCCACCUGCCCUGGACAGAACUGCCUCUGGGGUGGAGGGUCUCAGACUCCUACCCCUCCUUCUUGAUUUCAGUGCCUUGCUCCACCCUAAUGAGGGAACUUGCGCCAGCGCCCUCUUCCCUUCUGCAUCUUGCCAUAUUUAAAGCUUGAACUCUGCUAUGUUGUUGGAUGUCCCAGGACCCAGAGGCCUGU
This is a messenger RNA of Acomys russatus (golden spiny mouse), 2744 nucleotides long. RefSeq names its product transmembrane protein 104 (gene Slc38a12). The transcript has 9 exons. NCBI's taxonomy places the organism in Eukaryota, Metazoa, Chordata, Mammalia, Rodentia, Muridae. The record is from RefSeq and is a predicted model, not a curated record. Bases 20 to 1510 code for a protein of 496 amino acids.